This is a messenger RNA of Drosophila biarmipes, 2387 nucleotides long. RefSeq lists its product as uncharacterized. NCBI's taxonomy places the organism in Eukaryota, Metazoa, Arthropoda, Insecta, Diptera, Drosophilidae. The transcript has a single exon. The record is from RefSeq and is a predicted model, not a curated record. Gene Ontology annotation, molecular function: protein binding. Bases 82 to 2085 code for a protein of 667 amino acids.
CGCCUCAGUUUGAUUUUCGCACACGACGCGGACGAGCACGGAUGAGUUGAUAGCUUAGCGGAUUCGCAGUGACACGCUCCGAUGGGCACAUCGCAUUUUUCCGAGAUGAUGACGCAGUGCGUCUUCGUCGCUGUCGUAUCGCUGAUUUUGUCACACGUGCGGGCAGCUGGCGAAGAGACGAUGUCUUCCGCCUACGGGUCCAUAUCAUCGCCGCCCGCUUGCGUCAUUCGGGCAACGCUCUACAUGACACCCUCUGCGAGGAGGAGCGGCCAGGACUUUGGAUUGCCUCUGGAUAUCGAUUGCAGUGGAAACCAUACGCUGGAACUGGGUUCCUUCGACUUGGGUGCCCAACGAGUGGCCGGAAAGAGGCAUGUUCUGCUCGAUGGCUCCGAAACACCUCCCUUGGGCAUCUCCAGCUAUGGUCUCGAAUACCUGGAUAAUUGUGUGGAUCUAGAAAGCAUAGAGGUCCAACGAUUUGUGGGCGAUGCCACUCUGAAACUAAGCUGUGGAGGGGCUUUAAUGCCGAAUCUCACCACAGUAUCCCUAAAAAACAAUGAGCUGGGCACAUUAAGUGAAGAUACUUUCCAGGACUUGCCGCAUCUGAAGCUAGUUCAACUGCAACAUAACUCCCUGAGAUACCUGGAAAGUCUUCAAGGCUCUGUGGAACUGGAAGAGCUGUAUGUCCAAGACGAAAAUGAAUUGGUUCUUAAGGAUAAUAAGUUCCUGCUGCAGCUGCCUGGGUUAAGAAAACUCAGUUUGAUGAAUAUCAAACAAAUAGAGGGAACAUUUCUCAACACCUUACCGCAAAAUUUAACCGAUCUUACACUCAAAGAUGCACCCAUCCAACCAGGGGACCUCAUACUUAAAGAUGGUAUAGCCAAGUUGGUUAAUGUUAGCCUCACAAAUUGCCAGUUGCGACACUUCGCCUUGGACCCUCCUCACAAUCUGGACCUUGUUUAUCUAAACCUAAGUGGCAAUGCUUUGAAGUCUUUCAACAUAAGUUUCCAUGAUGGGCCAAGUACGCUGAUCACCUUGGAUUUAAGCAGAAACAAGCUGGAGCAGCUGAACUCCACAUGGUUUUAUAGGACGACCAGCCUGCGGAGUCUCUACCUGCAGGAGAAUCACUUCCAUUCGUUGUCGCUCUUUCAAUUGGGUUUGCUUUCUCCGGCAACCAUUCAGCACAUUGAUUUGAGAUCCAAUGAACUAAUGAGUUUUGGGGAGACAGGAAAGGCAAACUAUCCGUACUGGAAUCCACAGCUUCGGAUUUCAAUCGAUGAUAAUCCCUGGAGCUGCCAGUGGUUGCUGGACUUCUAUCACAGCCAGCCCCAGUUAUUUCGGGUUUUCCAGUACUCCAAAUACAUAUCCCAUAUCAAUGUUAAUGGGUUGACCUGUAAGCCCCAAGAACCGCCCACGGAAGAACCGCCCAAGUUGAGGAGAAUUAUGCAUGUGAGGAUCAAUGGUUCGGAGUCGGACUCUUCGAUUCCCGUGGCACAUCCCCAGAGAAAUGUUUCCAGUUUUACGGUCCUGUACGGAAAUCCCGUAGAACUGCACCGAAGUCAGCGAUCCUUGGCACUGAUAAUCGUAUUCAUGUUGCCUCUAGGAAUCGCCUUUCUUUUCCUCUUGCUCUAUCUCUACCUGCACUGCGAGCGACUCUUCCAUUUGUCCUACUACGCGUCGGGAUUGCCUUGUUUCGGUGGCGAAAAGUCCUCCAGUGGACCAAGAUUCGUGGACCAUGUGGACAUUGUGCGCUACCCCAUAGCAAAUGGCAAUGGUAAUGGUUCCGCAGUGGAUUUGGAAACGGAACUGCCAGACGGCUACGAGACUCCGGUGAGUGGAGGUGCCUCGAUUUGCAAUUGCACGGGUCACAGGGAAUCCGCCUGCUCCAGGACGCAUCACGUCACCUACGAGUCCCUGCCCACUGAACUGCCGUAUCAACUGUACGCAGAGAUCAAGGAGCAGGUGGACGAGAGUGGAGACCCAGACGAGAUGUUGGCCGCCUCUGCAGCUCCCACGGCUCCCAUCUACGAUCAUCUGUCCUUCGUGGAGGAGAUGCCAAAACUGGACGAACUGAGAGACAUUUCCUAAAUAAAUAAAGCACAAACAUAAUACUUAGUAUACUCAUAGAGCAAAUAAGAUGUACAUAUAAAAUUAAAACGAUGCGAUUUUGGAAACUAUGAAAAAUGAAAAUUAAUUUCCAACAUUGGCCGUACAUUUAUGGUAAGUGUCAUACGAGUAUUGAAUGUUAGGCAGGAAUGCUCUAUGACACUCCCUGAAAAGUAGCUUGCUCCCAUUCAAGAGUUUUUGCAUAAGAUUCAUGGUAUUGUUUUUAUUAUUAAGAAUUUUUGCAAUUAACUUUAAUAAAAAAAAACUUUAAAGCGUUACCAAAA